GAUGUGUCACAGUUGCGGUUCGUUCUUCGAUCGUGGAGUGAAUACGUAUUCUGUUUUUAUUCUGCGGUGGCUAAUACAAUCCUUGUUUCAUAAUGAACUUACAGUAAACUUUAGUUAAAUUAUCUAUUAGCUUUGGAUUUAUUGGGUUAGACAGUUGUUUAAGGUUCUGGUCAUAUAAGUUAGCAGCACAUCUAGUGAGAAACAUGUUGCUGACGGAAUUUGUACAACUUAUUUUAUUGUUUGGAUCAGGAUUAAUAUUCAUCCUGUUGAUCGUGAUCGGAAUAAUUCUUAAGGUAACUACAACACCAUUCCCACAAAUUAAUCGCCGCAAGGAGGAACAUUUUUUUGUAAACCCAACUACCAGUGAAAAUGAAAAAUUUCCUUCACUCGAAGAUCAACCAUCCCUCGAACUCAGCGUAAUCGUUCCAGCAUUUGAUGAGGAAAAUCGAUUGCCAAUCAUGCUGGAUGAAUGUCUUGAAUACCUGGAGAGCAGACACAAAUCUGAAAAGGUUUUCACCUAUGAGGUGAUCGUGGUAAGCGAUGGGAGCAGAGACAAAACUGUCGAAGUCGCUCAGAAAUAUUCGGUCAAGUACGGUUCAAACAAGGUUCGAGUGCUGGCAUUACUUGUAAAUCGAGGCAAAGGAGGUGCUGUUCGAAUGGGCAUGCUGAGUGCUCGAGGAAAGUAUCUGCUCUUUGCCGAUGCCGACGGUGCGUCAAAAUUCGCUGAUUAUGAGAAGCUUGAGCGAAGCAUGCAGACGCUUAGCACUGGCGAUCACAACCGUGAUGCCAUCUCGAUCGGUUCGCGAGCUCAUUUGGAACAGGAAGCGACGGCUAAGCGGACUCUAUUCCGUACUGUCUUGAUGCACGGAUUUCACCUCCUGGUGUGGACGUUUGCCGUGAAGAAGAUCCGAGACACGCAGUGUGGAUUUAAACUGCUGACGAGAUCGGCAGCACGGAAGGUGUUUGCCGUGAUGCAUGUGGAACGGUGGGCCUUCGACGUGGAGCUUUUGUUUAUUGCACAAUCGUACAAUAUUCCGAUUGAGGAAGUUGCCGUUAACUGGACCGAGAUUGAAGGAUCAAAACUGACGCCAUUUUGGUCCUGGCUGCAGAUGGGACGAGAUCUAAUGCUUAUCUGGUUUCGGUAUGCAAUCGGUGCUUGGCAGUUGAAAAAAGAACACGUCAACUAAUGUUGGCGUGAGCAAACUCUCCACCAGUUUAAUUAGGUUAGGCUAUGCGCAAUAUUGAUAAAGCUUCCCGGUAAGUGCUGCUUUUCGAAUGUACCAAUGUAAGUUGGGUUUAAUAAUAGUUGAUUUAACUAAAGUGAUGAAAAAAAUAAAUAUGAGAAAAUU
Messenger RNA from Topomyia yanbarensis, 1349 nucleotides. RefSeq names its product dolichyl-phosphate beta-glucosyltransferase (gene wol). Lineage: Eukaryota; Metazoa; Arthropoda; Insecta; Diptera; Culicidae. Gene Ontology annotation, cellular component: endoplasmic reticulum membrane. The transcript has 3 exons. The coding region runs from base 204 to 1187 and encodes 327 amino acids. The record is from RefSeq and is a predicted model, not a curated record.